This is a messenger RNA of Plodia interpunctella (Indianmeal moth), 1415 nucleotides long. It is a transcript of the gene Polr1F, whose product is annotated as RNA polymerase I subunit F. Gene Ontology annotation, biological process: DNA-templated transcription initiation. Gene Ontology annotation, cellular component: RNA polymerase I complex. The coding region runs from base 153 to 1022 and encodes 289 amino acids. Lineage: Eukaryota; Metazoa; Arthropoda; Insecta; Lepidoptera; Pyralidae. The record is from RefSeq and is a predicted model, not a curated record. The transcript is spliced from 4 exons.
UAUGAAUUCUAUUCUAUGUUGAUCGAUUGAAAAUAAAAUACAAUGUGACAAAGUCAAACAAAAUUGCAUUUCGAACUGGUUAUUUUUAGAAUUUAAUUGAUAAAGACGAUGAGAAUACAUGUAUUAGGAUAAAAUUGAAUGCGUCUGCGAAUAUGACAACUAUCAUAAAAUUUGAACUCAAAGAGCUCCGAAAGUUAGCAAACGACAAGGAUUCCUGUGUUAUUGAGAAAAAAGUGACUCAAAAUCUAGCACUUCAGCCUUGGUGUCUUGGAAACCUAAAGGAAUCUAUAAAGAAUUUGCUAGAUUAUAAGAUAGGCAAAUAUGACAAAGAGUUCAAUGGAAUCCUCCUAAGUUACAAAAAUCUCAACAUAUUGCAAAAUAUUGGAUCAAUAAGAAAUGAUAAUGCUGACAUAAACUUUCAAGUACAGGCCGAUUAUUUUAUAUUUCGCCCUUACGUGGGGGCAAUGUUAAAAGGUGUUGUUAACAGGAAGAGUCACACACAUUUAGGAAUUUUAGUACAUAGAGUUUUCAAUGUAGUUAUACCACGACCUACUGAAGAACCAGGCAAUAAGUGGAUAGGAAUGUCUGUUCAUGAAGGCCAACCCAUUGCAUUUCGUGUUGUUGUUCUAGAUUUAUAUGGAGCCCUUCCGUAUAUUAGAGGAGAGUUAGAUGAAAGAUUUAUAAAGCUGGGACUUGAUGGACAUGAUGAUAUUUUAGAUAAUACACUAAAUGUGAACUAUGUGGAUUUUGAGAAAACUAAACCAUUUUCUCAAAAGCAAGGAGGAGAUGGAUUACCUGAAUCAUCCUCUAAAAAUAUACCAAGAAUGAACAAUAAGCAACAGCUUUCUAAUAGAUAUGCCAAAACAAAUGGAAAGCCCAUUCCGGACAAAAAUAAAAUUACUGAAAAAGAUACUGUCUCUGUAGAAAAGGACAAAUAUAAAAGGCAGAUUAAAGUAUUCGAAACAGAAUCAAAACAGCAAGAAUCAAAUUCCAAAUCUAAGAAACAUAAAAAAGACAUUUAAUAAGUCUAUUAAUGGAUUUGAAAGGCAGUCGGAUAAUUAUUGUCCCUUUUCAUGCAUAUCAAAUAGUAUUAAAUAUGUACCAUAUGUUCAUACAUGUUUAGGUUCUUAUUUAUACAUCAAAAAUAUUAACACUGAUGGUUUUAAAUGCCUUCAAAUCGUUAUUUCUGUUUAUGUAUAAAAAUUCAUGACAUGUAUUGGUACCAAUGUUUUACUGAAAUGCAAUAACAUUAAUAACAAACAGAAUACCUAUUAUUAUAACAAAUUGUGCAGAUCAGAUACUCAUAAAGUCCAGUGUAAUUUUCAGUAUCAUGUUGGGUGCCAAAUGUUAUGAAUUUUAAAAAUUUAUUUUAUAUGUUUUCAGAAUUAUAUUUUAAUUAUACAUUUAAUUCUUGA